AGUAUAUGUUACCGUGCAGAGAAAGAUUGGUCUCAACUGAGAAAUGUGGAGUUCAAGAAGACCUAUUUUACUGGUAUUCUCUUGCCAAGAAAAGUAUUAUUGAGCUGCAACAUCCUGUUACUGGUCUUAUUCCUGCUCAUCCGGGUGCAGACACAUGGGUUCGCGAUUGCACUUACGCACUUCAUUCCUUGUGGGCAUUGUCAUUAGCUUUUGAAAAGCAGCUCUCUGCGACUAAUCGUAGUUUCUACCAUGAAUUGAAAUUUCGAACCAUAAAAGGCAUGCGAGGUUUGUUACAAUCAUUGAUGAAUCAAAAAGAUAAGGUCAUGAAAUUCAAUGCCUCUCAAUCAUAUUUGGAUUGUUUGCAUGCCAAAUAUGAUACUAGCACAGGGCAACCCGUUGUUGGUGACGAUGAAUGGGGACACUUGCAGCUUGAUGCAACAUCUUUAUAUGUGUUGACUUUGGCUCAAAUUACCUCAUCAGGUUUCGUUAUUGUGCAAUCUCUUUCAGAGGUUGACUUUAUUCAAAGCCUGGUAUUGUACAUACAUUUUGCCUAUCAGACCCCUGAUUAUGGUGUGUAUGAGCGUGGUGACAAGAAUAACCGUGGUAUCAGGGAACUUAGUGCUUGUUCUGUUGGUAUGACGAAAGCAGCUCUUUGCGCUAUCAGGGGUCUUAACUUGUUUGGUGCACAGGGUGGAGCUCGAUCAGUAAUUUACGUGCCUCCUGACAUGUCAAGACAGUGUAAUAGAGUGCUUGAGGCAAUCCUUCCUCGUAGUAGUAAAAGUAAAGAGAUAGAGAGCUCGCUGUGGAGCAUCAUAUCAUAUCCAGCCUUUGCCGUUGAAAAAGAUAUGCUUCUUGCUCAAACUAAAGAUUCAUUAAAAAGAAGCCUUGAAGGCCAUUAUGGAUACAAACGAUUUUUGCUUGAUGGCUACAAGACAGCUGUGGAGGACAAGAAUAGGCUUCAUUAUAACCUUGGAGAACUGAGAAACUUUGAGGGUAUUGAGUGUGAGUGGCCGAUAUAUUUCAUCUAUGAGUGGAUUGAUGAACUGUUCUCAAAAAACAUGGAAUCAGCAAACAAUAUAAAACUACAUAUUGAGAAACUUCAGGUGCCUGAUGAGGAUGGAUAUCCAUUGGUCCCCGAAUUUUACUUUGUCCCAAGUGAGAAGGUUGAAGAAGAAAAAUCUUCAAAUGGCUCUCAGGUUCGGCUUUGUGGUGGGAAAAUCCCCUUUUUAUGGGCCCAAUCUUUGUUCAUUGUUGCAGGGCUCUUGCAAAAUGAAUUUAUCAGUCCUAGCAACAUUGAUCCACUAAACCGUAGACUGAGCAUGUCCAAAAGAAACUCCUCGAUUGUGCAGAUAGUAUUAUUAUCCGCAAAUGAGAAGUGUCAAUCCUUUGCAGAUGAGCAUGACAUUCCUUGUUCUCCAGUACAUGACUGUGGUGUAAAAAUGGUCACCCCACAAGUUGUGGUUCAAAUGUGGAUUGAUCUAGGCAUGAAAUCAAAUGUCAAAACUGAUAUGACUAAUUUACAGAGAGUGAGUUCACUACGUACAAGCGUUGUUUAUCAGUUUAAAGAUCAGUUCUUUUUAUCUCUUCCAGAAUACUCUCUUGGUGCUUCAUUUUACAACAACUUAGACAAUGAAAUAUUCAUCCAGAAAACCAUUGCCAGACUUUCAUACCUAUCAUCUCAAUGGUGCUUUCCAGGCAGGCCAAUAUUGAUAAUUUUCUUAACUCCUGAAAAAUGUGCUGACAAAUCAACUUCUCGCUUCCUUGAUACAUUGAAAUCUGGCUCUUUCCAAGGUGUGCAAGUUAAACUAUGUCACACUCAGACUGCUUUGGCAACAUCUUUCAAACAGCUGCUGCCUACUGUCCCAGCUCUAGUACAAAAAGAUAAUGGAAUUUUCAUCUUAGGGACCUCUGAGGCAACAAAUUUGUCUUUUUCUACCAAAACAAGCUCUCAAGAAACUACUGAAGAUUGUGAGAUCUAUUCUGGUGCCGAGAAAUUAAUGCAACUGACAGGAUCAACAGUAUCAGAGAAGUGGAACUGUCUUAACAAGAUUUACAAAGAAAUGGGACAUUUACCUGUUGGUUUGAUUCCAGAGGUACAAAAACUUUACAAACUUGCAUCUGAAGAGACAUGCUGGUAUGUAUUACGACACUGUUCUGCCUUCUUACACAAAGUACAUCCAUCCAUUAAUGAAAGUGUUCUUCAUAUCUUGGUCACUCAAAGGCAAAUUUCAUUUGGGGAAGGUACAGAUGAGGAAACAAUAUCACAACCUCUUCCACUUGCUGAGUUUCUUGAUGUCAUUGUACGACACAGUAAAAAGUGUAAUGUCUUAUUUUCCAUCUACCAAGAAUUGCUCAAUUAUUUGUCUCAACUUGCCCAGAAAAAUCCAGCUCUAUUCAAAGGCAUAUUGAGAAUAAGAAUAGAUUUACUUGUGAAACUCAUUGCUAAAGAAACAUCUGGGGACGAGAAAGUGUUUGACAAAAUGUGUGAGCUAAAACCCAUUCGAUUAUAUCAGCUAAUUUUUAGCCUGCUCAGUGGAGGUAUAUCGGCAGGUGACGAUGAGAAAGAGCUUACCUGGGAAAGAAUACGAUAUAUAGAUGGGUCCUUAAACAGGCUUCCUAAAAACUUUCAUCAUAGUUUGUACGCUCUUAUGAAUGCAACAUCUGGAAUAGAUCUUGGGGGCAACAUCCUAAGAUCUUUUCCCUUGACAGACGAAAUGACUGCCGGUGAACCCCAAUUUGCUAUCAACAUAUCCACUUGGCUCGACAAAAUCCCACAACCUCAGCUCCGUCAGUUGUAUGUUGAAACAAUCAUGAUUUUAGGCUCACUGCAGAAGAUGAUAAAGAAAUUCCCUGAUGUUAUAGAACUUCAUGCUAUUUUGUAUAAGGCUCAUGGUACAUUUGUAUAUGACUGUGUCAACCACAACUCAAGUUCGCUUUUAUGUGGAAUAAGUCAAGAAUUUUAUUUGACCCCACCCACUGGACAAUAUGGAACUUUGAACUAUUUGGCCCAAGCUAUUGCUCAGUUAUAUUAUUAAAUUUUCUGAUUAUACAAUUCCUGAUCAUAAUUGUUUAUUUUUUUUGUAUUAAUUUAAUUAGAUUUAUAAUUAUACUUUUUAUCUUUUCAAAGAUAGUACAAUUGUACGACUUUAAGGGUUCAGAUUCCAUCAUGGUACAUUCAUAUUGAGUUGCAUUGUUGACCAAUGCUAUUCUGAGUCCAUAGUCAGAUUUUUGAUUUAAAUUAUAGAAUGCUGAUUUUUUUCAAAAAUGUUUGUUUUUUUUUAAUUUUAAGAAUUUUUUAUCACUGCUGUCAUUCCUGAACAUGAUAAAGAUAGUAAUAGGUCAUUAUAUUACCAAAAACAUAU
This is a messenger RNA of Bolinopsis microptera, 3362 nucleotides long. Its product is annotated as probable phosphorylase b kinase regulatory subunit alpha. Gene Ontology annotation, molecular function: calmodulin binding. The transcript has a single exon. Gene Ontology annotation, biological process: glycogen metabolic process. The record is from RefSeq and is a predicted model, not a curated record. Lineage: Eukaryota; Metazoa; Ctenophora; Tentaculata; Lobata; Bolinopsidae. Gene Ontology annotation, cellular component: phosphorylase kinase complex. Bases 6 to 3035 code for a protein of 1009 amino acids.